This is a messenger RNA of Lolium rigidum, 711 nucleotides long. Its product is annotated as alpha-amylase/trypsin inhibitor-like. The record is from RefSeq and is a predicted model, not a curated record. The coding region runs from base 22 to 711 and encodes 229 amino acids. The transcript has 2 exons. Gene Ontology annotation, biological process: defense response. Gene Ontology annotation, cellular component: extracellular region. Lineage: Eukaryota; Viridiplantae; Streptophyta; Magnoliopsida; Poales; Poaceae.
UCACAAGCUGGUUCUCCAUCAAUGGCGUCCUCCUCCGUCCUGCGCGUCCUCCCUGUGUUUCUCCUCGUGGCCGCCACCCACGCCGCCCAGUUCACCAUCACCAACAUGUGCCAGUUCACCGUGUGGGCGGCGGCCGUGCCGUCCGGCGGGGGCCAGCAGCUCGACCCGGGGCAGGACUGGCAGAUCGACGUGCCGGCCGGCACGACGGGCGGGCGCGUGUGGGCGCGCACGGGAUGCAGGUUCGACGGCGCCGGCAACGGGUGGUGCGAGACGGGCGACUGCGGCGGCGUGCUGCAGUGCACGCAGUACGGGCAGGCGCCCAACACGCUGGCCGAGUUCGGGCUGAACCAGUACGAGGGCCAGGACUUCAUCGAUAUCUCCGUCAUCGACGGCUUCAACGUGCCCCUGGACUUCCUGCCCGCCGACGGCACGUCCGGCUGCCCCAAGGGCGGGCCGCGCUGCGACGCCGACAUGACGGCGCAGUGCCCCGCCGAGUUCCAGGCCCCUGGAGGGUGCAACAACGCGUGCACGGUGUUCAAGGAGGACCAGUACUGCUGCACCGGGUCGGCGGCCAACAGCUGCGGGCCGACGGACUACUCGAGGUUCUUCAAGGGGCAGUGCCCGGACGCCUACAGCUACCCCAAGGACGACGCGACCAGCAUCUACACUUGCCCCGGCGGCACCAACUACCAGGUCAUCUUCUGCCCGUGA